Messenger RNA from Halteromyces radiatus, 1549 nucleotides. RefSeq lists its product as uncharacterized. Gene Ontology annotation, cellular component: nucleolus; TRAMP complex. NCBI's taxonomy places the organism in Eukaryota, Fungi, Mucoromycota, Mucoromycetes, Mucorales, Cunninghamellaceae. Bases 28 to 1347 code for a protein of 439 amino acids. Gene Ontology annotation, molecular function: poly(A) RNA polymerase activity; mRNA binding. Gene Ontology annotation, biological process: RNA 3'-end processing. The transcript is spliced from 7 exons. The record is from RefSeq and is a predicted model, not a curated record.
UUUCAAGAAAUAAUUUUUACGAUCAACAUGAAAGAGGCACCUUGGUCCGAUCAAGAUACUUUACGUCUUCCGAAUAAAGAAGAAAGAUUGGCCAAGGAAAUACUACAAUUUGAAAAGUAUAUAUCACCAACUAAAGAAGAACUACAGGGAAGACUUGCAACUGAAAAAAUGAUCGAACGCUUAGUGAAAGCCAUUUAUCCUGAUGUCAAGAUAGAAUGUUUUGGUUCUCAUGUAACUGGUUUACUAUUACCUUCAAGUGAUAUAGAUAUUGUAAUACAUUGUGAUUCUUCUAUUGGUACAGAAAAAUCUGUGAUUAAUCGUAUCAAACGAGUCCUAUUAAAGCAAGGUGUAUUUUCUUUUGAUGAAAUCGUUCAUAUUCCUUUUGCCAAGGUACCUGUUCUAACAAUUGAUUCUUUAAGAUAUACAGUGGCUAUUGAUAUUACUGUCAAUAAUAUUGCACCUAGUUCUAAUCGUACUUCUUUAUGGAUUAAACAAUACCCUGAACUCAAACCUUUAUAUCUGGUUCUCAAACAUGCUCUUCAAUCUGUACAACAUCCUCGAGAAAAUUUUAUGCCAAUGUCAUCAAAAUCAAAUGGAUUAGCUAGUUACGCUUUGGUGUGUCUGAUUGUGAACUUUUUAUCAGUAGAAGCUGAAAAAUUAGGAUGUAUCAAAUCAUCACCUACUUAUUAUGCGAAUUUGUUAGUGGAAUUCUUGGACUUUUAUGCAAAUUUCAACUUCGCUACAACUGGUAUUCAAUUUGACUCUACAAACCCUUAUUUUGAAAAGGGAUAUCUACCUCCACUGGCAAUUCAAGACCCUGAUGUUGAAGGUAGCAAUAUUGGUAGGAGCUGCAGUAUGAUCGCCGAAGUACAAGAAUGCUUUUCAUUUUUAUUGGACACUCUGCUAGAAAACAAAAAGGAUGGGCCACCCAAUUCAAUCUUGGAACGCAUUAUACCAGUAUCACAACAACUACCAUUGGAUGGUACUCAACGAUUAGAAGGACGCAAUUACAAAGUACAACCUUUACCCAUGUUGUGUUCAGCAUCCUUAGAAAAAGCACAGUCAGAAAAACGAAUACGAAACAUGCAGCAAAGACAAAAACGGCGACAACUACGAUCAUUAAAACGACAGAAGCGCAAUAAUGAUAACGAUCAAGCUAGAGAUAGUUACAACGAUAACGACGAUUAUGAUUGUGAUGAAAGGAACAAUAAAAAGCGAAAACGAUUACCUGAAUGGGAUAAUUAUGUGGGCGAUACUUCCUUUGUACCUCUUGGCAAGACGAAAACAAAACAAAAGGAUGGUGACAAAUACAGCAAGAAAUUAAAAGGUCGCCAUAUCUAUUUUUGAUAACGAAGUACUCGGUAUAAAACAUUCGUAGUUUAUUUUUCUCACUUGUUAUUUUAUCUAAUUAGAUUCGUCUGUAUACAUGAAAAAUACUAGAUUAUUCUUAUAUAUUUAUUUAAUCUACUACAUAUUCCCUUUCUGCAUUUGUAUCAAAAUAAAAGCAUCCAUUUUUUUUUUUUUCGUUACAUAUACCUUUUUAUUUACA